Papaver somniferum (opium poppy) is the source of this 1866-nucleotide messenger RNA. RefSeq names its product phosphatidylinositol 4-phosphate 5-kinase 9-like. Gene Ontology annotation, molecular function: phosphatidylinositol kinase activity. Gene Ontology annotation, biological process: phosphatidylinositol metabolic process. The transcript is spliced from 9 exons. Bases 338 to 1150 code for a protein of 270 amino acids. Lineage: Eukaryota; Viridiplantae; Streptophyta; Magnoliopsida; Ranunculales; Papaveraceae. The record is from RefSeq and is a predicted model, not a curated record.
AACAUUAGGGUGCUUCGUAUAAUUAUGACAAGAAAUGUGGUUCAGUCAUUUUUGGGUGAUUUUUAAUAACCAAAUCACAACCAACUACUCCAUUUUGAAUCACAAAAUCACUCUAUCUAUAUUUGGCGCGAAAAAUUCUUGGUAUAAUCACCAGUGAAAAUGUUCCCUUUUCAGGGUUUUAUGGGCAUGUAUUUCUAUAACCUAGGUAGAGAAAACUUUCCAUUUUUAUUCGCUUUUAGAAGCUUUUCCUCUCAUCAUCGACAACUUAUUGACAGCAGUAUAUGGAAACUCCAAGAAGGGAAUUUUCAGACCAAGACUUCAAAGCAUCCAAACGCAUAUGUAUACGGUUUCCAAAGAAUGGUUCAAACGUUUCCCUGCUGCAAAUAUUACAGAAUUUGGAUGGAAAGAUUACUGCCCGGCAGUUUUCAGGCACAUUCAAGGGCUUGACAAUAUUGAAUCUGCUAACUACGUAUUAUCCGUAUGUGGUAUUGAGACAUUAGUGGAGCUCUGUUCACUGGGAAAGAGUGGAAAACUGCUUUAUUUGUCUCAUGAUGAUCGGUUUGUGGUAAAAACUAUCCGCAAAACUGAAAAAAAGGCACUCUUAGCAAUGCUUCCGAAGUACGUUGAUCAUGUACAAACAUUUGGGAGCACAUUGCUAACAAAGUUCUAUGGACUUCAUGUGGUGAGACCAGUUGGGGGUACAAAGAUAUACUUUGUUGUAAUGGGAAACAUACUUCAGACAGAUUUAUAUCUGCACAGACGGUUCGACCUUAAAGGCUCAUCUCAAGGACGGUCCAUGAAUAAAGUGACAAUUGAUGAAGCUACAACAUUUAAAGAUCACGAUCUCAAUUUAACUUUCUUCCUCAAUCCCUUAACCCUCCAUUGUCUAUUCACACAGAUUAAGAAAGACUGUAAAUUUUUGGAGGAAGCUGGCAUCAUGGGUUACAGUCUUCUGCUAGGAAUACAUAUUGAAGCUCCUACAAGAGGAUCAACAAAUGGACGAAGUCUUACUACUGGGAAUUCAUUCCCUCCGGAUUCGUCGUGGAGACAAGGGAGCACUGAGCUAUUACUUGACGACAGCGAGAAACUUACAACAGCACAGCUGAUGGUUUUGAAUAAACUACAGGAUAAGCUGCCUAUACACCAAUGAAUCAGCUGGUGAAUCUAAGUUAAUUUAGGUCUGAUGCGAAACUUGGGUUUAAAACACAGGCACGUGCUGUACCUAAAAAUGAAGUCGGAAGUGCUGCACAAUCUUUUAACAAUGUGAGACUGUUUUUUGGAAUCAUAGAUAUGCUUCAAGGGUAUAAUGUAGUCAAGCGUCUAGAGCAUGCAUACAAAGCACUCCAGUUUGAUUCGCGAAAAAUUACUUCAGUAAAUCCUAAGGUUUAUUCUUCCCGUUUUCAAGAAUAUCAAAGCAGUGUUUUUGAGGCAGAUGAAAUGAAAUUUCGGGGAUCCUUCAAUUAGUUAAUGAUUUACAAGUUACGGCAGUAAUUGCUUAUGUAGAUCUGCUAGGAGGAAUGGUGAUGGGAUCUAGGAUUCUGGAUGACGUGCCAAAUGUGUGCUGCAAAUACCAAAAAGAAAAGGGAAGAAUGUUGAAUAUGCACUUGGCAAGAAGCCAUCUCUGUGUCAUAUGACUCAUAUCGUGGAUGCGCAUGUCCUUCGUUUUGCUCUCAGCUGAAUUGUCAAAGCCAUUUGUAUCAUCGUGUGUGUAUAUUGGUGGUGGCUAAGUUGGCUUGAAACUUAGAAGGUGAUGGCACCCCAUAUAGAACUUGGAAGAUGAAUUUUUGUAACUAUCUUAAAUUUUCAUGUUAAAAUAAUUUAUUUCUGAUGUUUUUUAGAUUAUAAAAAGUUACUGUUUUUAACUAA